Fusarium subglutinans is the source of this 1944-nucleotide messenger RNA. RefSeq lists its product as uncharacterized. Lineage: Eukaryota; Fungi; Ascomycota; Sordariomycetes; Hypocreales; Nectriaceae. The coding region runs from base 1 to 1944 and encodes 647 amino acids. The record is from RefSeq and is a predicted model, not a curated record. The transcript is spliced from 5 exons.
AUGGCAGAAAUUCUCGGCCUGGCCUCCAGUAUCAUCACAAUAGUCGAGGUAGCAGGAAAGCUCGGCACGAACACCAUCCGACUUAAGCGCUUAUGGGACGAAGUCCAAGAUGUCCCCGCUAGUAUUCGGAGAUGUAUCGAGCAAUUGGAGAUAUUGGCCCCCGCCAUCGAGGAAAUGGACCACGAGUUUAAUCGGACUCGGUCGGCUCGCAUCAGCCCUGCAGCUGCUAUCCCUUUCACAGCAAACCUAUUUGAUCCGGAGAUUAUAAUUUCCGAGAUAAGAAACUGGCAGGAUUCAAACUCUCGCAAGCAACUUUUGCUACGUUCUGAAGAUGACAACCCGACUUCAAGAGGUGAGGGACCUCAAGAGGAGCAUAACUCAGGAUCUUCGCAUGCUAUCAAGUCUCCUGUACGCAGAGACUUAAGUCUACGUUCUGCCGCUAAGCCACUGCCGCAGAGGCAACCUGGCCCGUUGGGGAGCUUCACCGUACAGUCUUAUGAAGUUGUUGCGAGCCCUUCUAUCCACCAUGUACCAGAUAAAGCAAGAUACUUUCAAGCAAGGGUACAGAUGCCUUGGUUCAUACAGAGAUCCUGGGACCUGUCAGUGCUUCGGGCGUCGACCGGUUGGACUUUUCAACUGAAUACUUGGAACAUUCGGCCUUGGGGUACUGGCAUAUUCCGGGCCGUUGAAAAUGGGCAAGUUGAAGAUAUUGUUGAGUCUCUCAAAAACAGGGAGGCAUCAAUAUAUGAUAUGAAUCCCUUUGGAAAGUCUUUACUUCAUACUGCCAUGGAUGCUAGGAGGAUGGAAUCUAUUGAGGUGCUCAUUCGUAUGGGCAUGAGGAUCUCUGAUAUUGAAGCAGAGUAUUUAUUCGGCCGCGUAGCGGUAUGGUUCUGGAAUGAACCUGAAACAUCAAGGCCAAUGGAGCUCGCCCGUAUCUGGCAAGCGGAUAAAGGAAUUGUACAACAAGACGAUUGGCAGGAUAUUGGCUACCGCUCUGCUUUUUGGGUAGUCCCAAAUCUCCACACUAUUUUACCAGGGUCGGAAUCUGUUCGUCAAGUUAUCGCUCAGUUCAACUACGGUCAUCUCGACCCAGCUGUUCCUUUGGAACUUUUAAGGAGCGGUCUCGCUGUGGCCGCUGAUUUCCCCCCAUACGUUUGCUCAUCAAAUCCGGAUGGUAGUUGCAGCUGCAUCAGUUCGAGCCUCAUCUACGAGUAUUUCCAUGCACUCUUGAACAACGAAAAGACCUUUCACGACUGGAGGCGCUUGGUUAGAAAGUCGCUCCUGGGAGUUUCGCCCAUGGGUAUAGUUCAUCCACAUGAUGGACCCUUCUGGAAUCUUACCAGCAUUCUUAAAGUCCUAUGGCAGCGGCAGUUUCUACUCCUCCCCUUUGAAAGGUGGAUACAAAACGCUGUUACUCUCUGGCUCGGGGAUGUUGCAGCGGCCGGCAUCAACCUCGAAGAGUAUAUGAGUCUGGAACUACUAUACAGCCUAGAAAGUUAUCAGGAUACUGUGUGCAAGGACACCAAAGUGGAGAUUAAGCCAGGGGCGCGUUUACCAAAGUCUGGGCCUUCACUAGUAAUUCUUUCAGUUGGUUUGCGUGCCGAAGACUGGUCCUUUUCCUGGGACCCAUGUGUCGAGGAGUUGUCUGGUGAGUUUUGGGCAACACUUGAAGAUGCUCAUAUAAAAGUCCCUGGAGCUUGGGUAGACGACGGAAUUGAAGACGGUGAAUGCCUGAUGCGACAUCGCAAAUUCUGUUGGUUCCGGCGGUGGGUCAGCAAUGAGUCCAAGAUAGCGACCGGAUACUACCCAAAGGAAGAGCAUAAACAACCGAUGCGCUUGGGGGGUCCAGAGGGGACAGAGGGGAAAGAUGGCGAGAGUUUGCAAAUACGAGGAAUGAUGACGUGCGAGGAGUUUUCGCCUCACGAAGAAGGGUAUUGGGAUUAA